This is a messenger RNA of Pantherophis guttatus, 1104 nucleotides long. Its product is annotated as olfactory receptor 4Q3-like. Lineage: Eukaryota; Metazoa; Chordata; Lepidosauria; Squamata; Colubridae. The record is from RefSeq and is a predicted model, not a curated record. Gene Ontology annotation, cellular component: membrane. Gene Ontology annotation, molecular function: olfactory receptor activity; G protein-coupled receptor activity. Gene Ontology annotation, biological process: G protein-coupled receptor signaling pathway.
AUGAAGAAUCCACUGGAUCAUGGUCCUGUUGCCUUCAUGAAUGCCUCGAAAAUCACAGAAUUUGUCUUCCUAGGUAUUUCCAGUUCUCGGCCCAUCCAGCUCCUUCUAUCUGUCCUGGUAAUGAUAUGUUACACUGCCAUUCUGUUGGGCAACCUCCUUAUUGUAGUAACUGUGCAUAUAGAUCCACGCCUUCUAAGGUCACCCAUGUAUUUUUUCCUAGCCAAUUUAUCCAUCAUUGAUACUGCCUUAAGUUCAGUGGUUGUUCCUAAGAUGGCAACAGAUCUUAUCACCCGUGGUAGCACCAUCUCAUAUGCAGACUGUAUGUCCCAGCUAUUUUUUCUACAUGUCUUUGGAGGUUCCGAGGUGUUUCUUCUUACUCUCAUGGCCUACGAUCGCUAUGUGGCCAUUUGCCAUCCACUGACAUACACAAUGAAGAUGAACCGUCCACGCUGCUUUAGACUCCUGUGUUGGUGUUGGGCUGGAGGCCUCCUUCACUCUGGCAGCCAGCUGUUCCUGAUCCUGAGGCUGCCAUUCUGUGGACCAAAGGAAGUGGACAAUUUCUUUUGUGACGUUCCACAGGUAGUCAAACUGGCUUGUGUGGACACCCAUGUGACUGAGAUACUCAUGGUGGCCAAUAGUGGCCUGAUCAACCUGGUUUGUUUCAUCAUCUUGCUGAUCUCCUAUGGCAUCAUCCUGUACACACUUCAAGGCCGCUUCAAGGAGAGUGGAGGGAAAGCUUUGUACACUUGUAGUUCUCACUUGAUGGUGGUCAGCAUUUUUUUCCUACCUUGUCUCUUUGUGUACCUCAUUCCCAUUUUCAACUCCAGUUUGGACAAGAUAUCUUCCGUAUUUUAUACCACAAUUACCCCUUUCCUUAAUCCUAUGAUUUAUUCUCUAAGAAAUCAGGAAAUGAAGGAGGCAAUGGGCCGGGUGACAAAGAAAUUCAUGUUUAAGGAUUGGUAUCAGAAGAAAGGAAAAGUAUAAGUUGAAUUUCCAAAAUUCCAUUUUGGUCCUUGCGAUAAUCUUUUCUGGAGUUAUUCUUAUCACUACAUAAGUAAUAAGGGACAUGGUCCACCGAUCUAUGACUUAUAGAUCUCCCAGAUA